Molecule: messenger RNA, 1787 nt
Organism: Desarmillaria tabescens
Lineage: Eukaryota; Fungi; Basidiomycota; Agaricomycetes; Agaricales; Physalacriaceae
Exons: 2
Coding region: 98-1708 (536 amino acids)
Molecular function (GO): protein binding
Source: RefSeq, a predicted model, not a curated record
GAAAUUUAAAGGUUCAAGUGGAUAUGUGGACUGAACACGUGCUACAGCACCUUUACCUUCGACCACCAUCUUCGUUGCAUUUCCACCAGUGCGUAUCAUGACAACCACCUGGCAAGCCUAUUUCGAACGCGGCGUCGUGCAAUACAAACGGUCGAAAUACCAAGAUGCUGUACAAUCGUUCACAGAGGCUAUCGAUAACGGUGGCGAUCAACAAUUUCUCAUUUUUGAUUCUAGAGCCGCUGCAUAUGACAAGCUCAGAAAUCCUGUGCCUGCUCUUCGCGACGCUAAAAAGGUCAUCGACCUCGCCCCUACACGGUGGCAGGGCUAUUUGCGCGCUGCCCACAUAUUCCACGACAUGCGGAAACUUGACCAGUCCAUCAGCAUGGCAGACAUGGCCCUUGCACGUAUAAAGCCAGAAGAUGCGAAACGGCGCGCUCAAGUCACUUCCCUGAAGGACGCGGUCUUGGAGCACAGGCGACGCGUCGCGUAUCAUCUCGGCAAGGUACCCAUCGAGCUCAUGGUGGAGAUUUUUGACCUCGUCGUAUCCAACGACGCGACCCUUGUUCUCACCAUCUCCGCGGUGUGCAGGUCAUGGCGCGACGUGGCACGCAGUACCCCCACCCUGUGGCGCACCCUUGCACUAACGAACCGAAGUCCAGUUCGCAAGACUAAAGUAUGGCUUGAACGCUCCAAGGGUAGAAUACGAGAGCUCUGUCUUCGCAAGCCACUGCGGGAUGUGCCGGCGUGGAAGAUGGAAAGCCUGCGAGACGAUAUACAGUGGGACUACCUGAGAGUAUGCAGGCUUGAUACCUUCGACCUAGCCUCGCAGCUGAAAAUUUGGGGCUUGGGCCAUGUGGUUCAGCAAUGGGAGGAUGUGGAAAUUUAUGAUCAAUAUCUUCGCCAAGACUCGCUCUUCUGUCCAAACUCAAACUUGAAGCGCCUUGUGUUUGAGGUUAUAGGUUUGGACGGCGAAUAUAUAACCUCACCUCCAACCCAACUGACCACUCUGGUCAUUCGGAUAGCUCCUCUACUCGGCGCAGAUAUCGGUUUUAUAUCUCUUAUUGGUUUUAUAUCUCUCCUUGCCCAAAAUCCGAACUUAGAGACAAUGGAGCUCGAUACACCCUUCCUAACCAAAACCAAAGAUGUACCCUCAGUCCGUCUGGAACGCCUUACCAAGCUCAGCACCAUCUGCCGUCCAACCGCGUUGGAUAUUUUUGAUCAUCUCAUCCUUCCUUCAUUACAAAAUCUCACUUUGAAAUCAUCGAGCCGCUCGAUUGACCCCGUUCUGACGACACUAUGCAGCCAAAACAUCACCCGCCUCCACAUCACCUCAUGUGUCCUCACGCCCCCUCCAUUAAUAGCAUUCCUGAAAUCAUCUACACGUCUUGAGACACUCGUGCUCCAAUACCUUGACAAAAUCGCGGACUCCGUCCUUGACGUUCUAGCGACGUCAUGUCCGUCUCUCCAACACGUCGAUCUGUCACAAUGUCCUGACGUGCGCACUGGGCCUCUGUCACGCAUCGUGAAAGCACACCAAUUGCCCAGUGAAGGGGCGACAGAUGGAGCAGCAGCAUUCGCUCCGAUUCACACCCUCAUAGUUGACGGGUGCCCUCUGAUUGAUGCGGAGUACCUACCGUGGUUCAGGCAACGUGUGAAGAACUUUAGCUGUGUAUACCUGACGAAGAAGGCUGCUAGCUGGAAGCGCUAAAUACGUAGCAAUAGUGCGAUUGUGUGUGUAUAACGGACGCAUCUGCUAUGGAAACGAUAGAUUGGAACUUGUAAACAAA